UUGCUGUCUGAGUCCGCGGAUGUUGUAGCAUCCAGGCUAACUUGCAGUGAGGAGUUCCGCUGCCGCCUUAGCUGCGCAGUGAGGAACUGCCGCCUUUGCUUUGAAGCUGCCUUCUAGUAGUGUGCUUGAUGCCCAUAGUUCUUGUAUUGGAAUAACUAGUGCGGGACAGCUCCCUGCCCACCCUCUGCAGGCUGCUUAUAUUCUUAUAGACCUCUGUGAUAUGCCCUAUCAGCUGUACCUUCUCUAGGCUGAACAGCCUGUUGAAUCGUUCUGCAUACAGAAGCUGCUCCAAAUCUUGUCAUCUUAUGUUACUUUCCUGAAUCUUUUUCCACACUAUUAAUAUUUCUGAGUUGAGGGAGCUAUCCCCACCUUGCACACUGUGUUCAGGAUGUAAGCUUACCAUGGAUUUGAGCAGCAGGCAGAAUUACAUUAUAUUUUAUCCUCUAUUCUUUUCCCAACAAUUUCUAACAUUUGAUAAGCUUCUUUUGUUUGCUCUGGAGUUGUGACUUUUAUCAGUCUGUUCUAACUCCAAGACUUUGUUCCUGAAACAAGAACAUCCUAGGCCCAUCCUGGCCUAUGUGCAAGGUAUAGAGGCUUUUCCUCUCUGCAAGUCUUUAUGUGCAAUCAGCUUUCCUGUCAUUCCCCUGUUCCCCGGUCAGUCAGCAUCCAAAGGCUGCCAGGUUCUUUACAUUCAGCUCCUGUCUCUCUAAUUCAGAAUACCAGAAUCAUCAUCAGAUGUUUCCAUUUCCCCUUUCCCUCCUUUUCCACUUUAUUUAGGGUUUCUUGUUCUGUGGCAGCUUAGUUUCUUCAACAGUUUUGAAGGACAAAAUGUCUUUUGGGAAUGACUUUGGACUCCAGACCUUGCUUCUGCGGAAACGGGUGACACCUCUGAAGAACUCCCAAGAGGUUUGUGAGGUGCUGGAGACUAUCACUGUGUUCUUCCCACUGCUGUGAGGUAGAGCAGAGCAUCGGCCAAAACUCAUGCUACUGCCAGAUUCUCUUGAGAGAGAGAUCCAGGCGUACAGUGACGUUCCGGCUGUGUAUACUCACCCUACUUAACUGGAGCUACCACAUUCCUUGUAUCUCCCAAGCUUAUUCAUUUUGGUCAGUUCAGCCUUACCUUUCCAGUAUUAGGUCUGGAGGGAUUUGUCUCCCUCCAGAAUGUCUAGGAGUGGCUCCCUCUCUCACCUUGUAAGAGAGAGAUCACACCCUUGUGCUCUUUCCAGUCAAAAUGCCUUCAGUGAGUUCUGGUCAUCAUGAUUUUGAUCAAAUCCUUUAUACUCAACUUGCCUAGGAGGCCAGAGAGGAUAACCAGUAGCAGAAGUAACAAAAAUGGUUGGGGAAGUUUCAUAGAUGAGAGCUUGAGCCAUGGCUAUAAUCACUGUAAUAAGAAGCUUGAAACUUCUGACCUUCCCAAAGUACAGAAUACUGUACAAACUUAAUUCUUUUGGACUUUGAAGGCUUCUUUAAGUGUGAAAGAAAUUCUGUGCAAGUAUCCAAGCUAGGGUAAGUGAAGGAUAUCUCUUUGGGCAGAACAGCAACACAGCAACAUGUCUAGCUCCAUCAUCCCCUCAGUAAGUCUGACAUACAGCUCAAGAGCUUCAUGCCAACCUGCCACAGAUGUCCUCUUCUUGUCCUGUCUUUGGAUAUCACCUUUCUCUUUUCCUCCAGGCCUGGAUGGGAGUAACUGCAGACAAAUGGAAAUGCCUCCAUGGUGAAUAGCAAAGUUCCAGUUUCUGUUCCUCUCAAGGGACCAUUUUAAUGAAAACUAGCUGAGGGAAGAACUGGAAUCACUGCCACACCAGACUGCUGUGAAAGGUUGAGGAGUGACUCUCCUCUUCCAAGGCAUGCUCUUCCUUAUUGCAACUCUGCCAGACUACUGGAAGCACCUAUGCUUUGUACAUCGAUCCCACGGUACUGCUGAGGAUGGGAUUGUGAGCAAGAAAGAGGAAAAUCCCCAGCAGGGCAUUCCUCGGCCAGUGGAGCCAGAAGAUUUACUAUCAGGACUCUCCAAGGAGAACAGUUCCCAGAGUCCUGAACAGGAUCCAGUUCACCCACGCAGGUCGGAAACGGUUCAGAGAACUCCCCUGGGGAAGAGGCAAAGCAGAGUGACACUACGUGGAAAAAGUUUCAGGAGGCUGCCAGACACGAGCCAGCAGAGAAAUCCUGCUGCAGGGAGGCUGACAAUAUGUGGAGACUGUGGGAAGAGCUUCCGGGUGAGCUCCAACCUGGUCCAGCACCAGAGAAUCCACACCGGGGAGAAACCCUUUGGCUGUGCCGAGUGCGGGGAGAGCUUCCGGCAGCGAUCGCAUCUCAUCCAGCACCAGAGAAUCCACACGGGGGAGAGACCCUACGAGUGCUCAGAGUGUGGAAAAAGCUUCAGCAUGAGCUCGAAGUUGAUCCGGCACCAGAUAACCCACACCGGGGAGAAGCCCUACAAGUGUGCCGAGUGCGGAAAGAGCUUCUCUGGGAACUCGCAGCUGGUCCAGCACCAGCGAGUGCACACGGGGGAGAAACCAUUCGAGUGUAGCGACUGUGGGAAGAGCUUCAGCGUUAGCUCAGCCCUGACGCGACACCAGAGGGUCCACACAGGGGAGAAGCCAUACGAGUGUGUGGCGUGCGGCAAGAGCUUCAGCCAGAGCUCUGAGCUUAUGAAGCAUCAGCGGGUCCACACAGGGGAGAAGCCGUACGAGUGCUCUGAGUGUGGAAAGAGCUUCACGGUGAGUUCUGCCCUCAUCCAGCACCGGCGGUUCCACAUGGGCGAGCGCCCCUAUGGUUGCACCGAGUGUGGAAAGAGCUUCACUGUGAGCUCCCACCUCAUCCAGCACCGCCGCUUCCACACGGGCGAGCGCCCCUACGAGUGCGCUGAGUGUGGGAAGAGCUUCCUGUGGAGGUCAGCCCUGCUCCGGCACCACAGGGUCCACACUGGGGAGCGGCCCUAUGCCUGCGCUGACUGCGGGGACAGCUUUCGGCAGAGUGCCCACCUCAUCCAGCACCGGCGGAUCCACACUGGGGAGCGCCCCUACGCCUGUGCCAGUUGUGGGAAGGGCUUCACCGUGAGCUCUGCGCUCCUCCGGCACCAGCAGAUCCACAGGGGAGAGGAGCCCUAGGAGGGGUGAGUGUGGGGAGCAGUUAUGUCCGAUACCCUGCGAGCAUCCCAGGGAAAGUGAAGCCCAGGGUCUCUCUCCUUUCAGUCUAAUAACCACCCUGCUUUUGGAGGGUGAAAGCAAUUUCUUUUUAGGAGAAUGAGUCCUGAAAGGUAGAGAUGGAAGAAGAGGCGAGUUGGUGCAAGAAGCUGAAUUGAGAGUCUGGAGAAGAGUGUGUGACAAAGCAGAGGAAGGAGGUGGUGUUCAGAGGAGUGGCUCAUGGGAGAGGGAGAGGAGUGAAGUAGUUUGAAAAGGCUGGAAGAUGUUUGGUGUAUUUAAGAGAAGGGAAAUAUUUUGCCUUUUCUCUGUGCAUACAGUGUUUCAAACCAUUUACAGAGGAAACUAAAUGAACCAUCUGAGAGCAUGCAAAGCACUAAUUAGAAAAAUGAAAGCUCUUGCAUUCCCUUCCUGCUACUGCUUUGUUUAGAAGCUCUGAGUUACUACUCCAGGCUGUGGUCUGCGCCUGUAGCACAGAGAAGCUGUAAGCCUGGUGCGCCUCAACUCCCUGUUGCUGUUUGCCCGCCUGAGCCGUGUCCCAGCGCGCAGCAGAGUCCUGCACGGUGGGCUGCAUUCACAGGCCAUCGGUCUGAGGCCUUAGUCCACCCCUCUGGGGAGCGGUGGUGGCAAUUGCUGCGCAAGCAUGUAAUACUUGAUGCCUGCCUUGGUAGUGGCCAGAGGCCUCUCUGGGAACUGCGUCUGCACAGCUACUGAAUUUGUGCUACUCCUGUUCACUGGGUUUCUGCUUGGAGAAGCCAGCCUCUUUCUCCGGAAACCGUGCGGACGGGCUUCCUGGUGUUAAAGGUUUGAGGAUCAUUUUUGUUUUUCCAUGUGGGAAUUGAAUGUUCCUUCUGAAAACACUGGGAGUAAGAAGUGAAUUGUAUGUUAAUGAGACUUAAUUAUUUCUAAAAUGUCCAAAUAAAACCUUUUAAAAAAUA
Rhea pennata is the source of this 4081-nucleotide messenger RNA. Its product is annotated as zinc finger protein 501-like. The coding region runs from base 1848 to 3110 and encodes 420 amino acids. The transcript is spliced from 4 exons. Lineage: Eukaryota; Metazoa; Chordata; Aves; Rheiformes; Rheidae. The record is from RefSeq and is a predicted model, not a curated record.